CAGAGGGAGACAGGAAACAGAGCUGUGAAGUCAAUAGCAGCGGAGAGAGGCAAAAAAAAAAAAAGCCUGGGGCAAGUGACAGCGAGGCUUCAUCUAUUUUUUUUUGUUAUGUGGGGCAGUUCUCGGUUAGGUCAACGCAGGUCAUCCCGUGGCCAACGACAGGAGCUGAAAGAGGAAACGGCAAGGAGCCUGGUCUCCCUCAGACAUCGCCGGGGAAUGGCAGGCGACCUAGGGGGAAGUGAGCGCACGUUGGGGGACAGAGAGAGGUGCUAACUGCUGAGAGGAGAUUCCACCGCCCCGUGACGUUAGGCCUCUCCGGCCCCGAGGCAUCCACAAGGCCUCAGCAGUAAAAACUGUCUGUACUGCCCAGAGACCACCAAUCAGAUUGCAGUGUGGAAUCGACAGAGGAAAGUGUGAGGUGCCUGGUGCCUGAGCACAGUGCCGGCAGGUGGAAUCUGCGUAGGACGCCGAGGAGGAGGGCAGGGGAGCUGCAGACUCGGUUGGCAGCUCCAACGGCUCCGCCUCCUGCCAUGAUAUCAGCCGCCCCGCUCUACAGCGGAGUGCACAACUGGACCAGUGCCGACCGCGUGCGCAUGUGCGGCAUCAACGAGGACAGAAGGACGCCUCUCUCUGAUGAAGAAUCAAAGUCGAGCAGUACACAGCCCCUGGGGUGCGAAGAGCGUUGUGUAAGCAGUGUCCUCUCCAAGGUGGAUAUAACGCCAGCGCCCAACCAAAGUGAUGUCCUGAUGGUGCAGGAAGAUGGCGGUGCACAGGUUGGAGCUGGCCAGCGACUAGAGGAGAAACCACCGGACCCCGCCGUCCCCCAGCCUGCCGGAGCCGCCCCACUGUCCAAAUCCAGACCCAAGACUCGAGCACUUCAGGCCAAGCAAGCCGUUAACAUGCUGGAUACAAACGUUCAGACAGCUUUGAGCAAACAUGGUAAAAAGGUAGCGUCUGCCAGGACUCCGGCGCAGGAGAAAGCAGCGGGCACCGAACUCCCUGCCCUUCGGCCUGCCGAUGCCGAUCCUACCACAAAACAAAAGCCUAUCCUGGGCCCUGGAUUACAAAUUGCAGGCCAGCCGGUGGAGGCCUCCCACACAGUAGUUACAUCCAGCUUUGGCACCCUCACCCCAUUCACUAUGAGCAGAAUCUGCUUCCCUGCCACUCAGGUCCCUACCAUGCAGAAGCUUCCUUUGUCCUUUCCGACCGGUACCGUCUUAGCGCCAAGCCAGCCCUUAGUUUACAUCCCUCCCGCCAACUGUGGACAGCCCCUCAGCAUAACUACCGUACCGACCACGUUUAGCGUUACUCCAACUCUAACCCUUCCCAUGCUGUCCGCCUGUUUGCAGGAGCGAUGCCUACUUCAGACCCCUUCAGACAUGCACACCCAUGCUUUUGCCUCUCCUCUGGGAAGACCCUUAACUGCUGACCCUAAAGUGUCUUCUACCGAAUCAAAUAAACCAGCCAGCACAGCCCCUUCUAUUACCUUUACCAACAGCAAUAGUGUCAUCCCAUCAACGGCCGACGGCUCCCCAGCCUCAACUGACACAAUGUCCUCCACACUAACAGCUUUACAGACUCUGUCCGCACAUCCCACUCUUCCCAUGGUCAGCGUAAGCCCCAUAGCCCUCGCAACGUAUUCAAGAACGCCUUCUAGCCUAGAACCUCAAAGCGAUUCCUCCACUUCAUCCGUGUCCCCUUUAAAGUCCCCCCCGCAGCUGGAGCGAGAAAUGGUGUCUCCUCCGGAUGCGUACGAAAUGCCUUUGGACUUGUCCUCUAAAUCGCACCGUCACAAACACGCCCCUUCAAACCAACGUAAGACUCCUCCCAUGCCAGUGUUAACGCCGGUGCACACCAGCGGGAAAGCCUCUCUGUCCUCCGUCUUGUCCAGGUCCGACUGUACCUCCCAGCGGCUCACGCCAAACACCAGCAGUGUUAACCAGACUUUGCGGGGGGCACCACUGGUCAUGUUCCCGGAGUUCUUGAGAAAUGGGGAUCCGGGGUCACCGCAGCUAGCGCCUGGGUCUUGGAUCAAAAACUCAGCUGCUCUCAUUAGUACCAUUCCUGGUACGUAUGUAGGGGUGGCCAACCCAGUGCCUGCCUCCGUGUUGUUGAACAAGGACUCGAACUUGAGCCUUAGCACAGACUCCCGCCAUCUGGCAAAGCAGGAACCUAUCUCAAUCAUUGACCAGGGAGAGCCAAAGAACUCAGGGUUGUGCGGCAAGAAAAACAGCCAGGCGAACGUCGGCGGCCUGCAGUCCACUGAAAAACGAAAUCUACUCGGACGCGUUGCUACAGUGAACUCUGUAUGCCCGCCAAAGGAUUGGACCUUAUCUGGGCUCGGGACGGUACACCCAAAGUGUCCCUUAAACGGGAAGCCUAGCAAUUCUCAGGUUCUGCCAGUAAGUUGGUCUCACUACCAGUCAUCGCUGCUUUCCAUCGGCUUACAGGCCACAAGCACACACCAUCCAAACCAAGGUCCUCCUCACAGACUUCCGGUUGCAGAAUACACUUUAUUCCCCAACAUUCUUCCAGCCGAGUCCAAUGCAAAGCCUCAAAAUACAGGUGACUCCACGCUCAAUGUCCAACUGAAAAACUCUGCUGCUCCAGAGCCGGACACGUUGGGCAAGGCAAGGACGUGCGAGACUCUUUCCAAGCAGCAUAAAUCCCAUAAAAACAAAGCACUGCUUGCACCAAAACCUUCCGCAGGAAAUAAUGUUGUAUACCCUCAGCCAGGUGUGGCGGACAGAGCAGAUUGUAGUGCAAAUCCUCUUCAGGUGGCGGAGGAAAGCCCCCUUUUAAAUAAAGUUUCGAAAAAAACGAACUGCAAAGAGGACAAAAUCCGGCCAAAGCUGAGCUGCAGUCGGAAGAUCUUCGGCGACGCCAAGCCGAAAAACAACGUCUUGGCCUCCUACAUGACUGACCAGCUGACCACGGCCCAACCAAAAGACAGUAGCCGUGGCUUGCCUGCGCUGGAUCAGGACUGCACUAAAAAGGACUCAAAGGCCGACUCUUCGCAGGAGCAGCCCGCCCGGCGGAAACGGAGCCACAAAAAGGCACACGCGCCGGAGGCUGCGCACUGCGUACAGGAGGUAGACUUGAGCAAGGUCAAAAUCGAGAGGAUAGACGACGACGAGGAAAGCUUUGGACGCUUGCCGAGCUUUAACCAUUCGUCGUGGUCGCCCGUGGAAAUGCCGCCGAUUGCCAUCGUUAAGGUCAGGGUGAAGAAGGAGCCGGGGUUGAGAGGACGGAUAAAAAAGCUGGAGGAGCUGACGCCGGCCAAGGCCACCCAACCCAAGUCAAAGUAUAAAGCAAAGCAAAAAGAUGUCGCGGAUAAAAGCACGGAGGAACCUCCGAAAAGGAAGUACAAGAGACGGGCGGCUUCCUCGGUCCCCGAGAAGAAAGAACCCAAGCCUGCCAAGUCCAAGAAGGAACCGACCGUUGUCCGGACCAGGCGGAGGAGGAGGAAAGUGAUAAAGAGCGAGCCCCUGGAUCCGGAGUACGAUCUGGCUACGCCAGAGAGAAAACCCAAAAACAAUUUCCGAGACUUCAUCCCAGUCGUCUUAAAAAGCAGAACCCGCAGCCAGACAGGUAACUUUGGAUUCUCCGAUAUUGUGACAUCAUCCAAAGAGCCUUUGCCAACCGAGAAAGAUGGCGAGGAAGAGGAGACGGGUACCCCUUGCAAAAAGCGGAGAGGAAGGCGACCGUACAAAGGGUGCCGGACACGUAGGUUUGCCUCCAUCAAGGAGGAGCCUGAACCGGAGCCAAUCACCUCGCCGGUGCAGAACUCCUGGGAGAUGUCCAGCAGAGGCCUCAACGCCGGGAAAUCUACAGCCGCCUCUGAGCCAGAAGACGAGGGGAAUGAAGACGGUACAUUAAGGCGGAGGAAGAGGAGGAGGCAGAAAAAUCGGAAAUACCAGAACGGGGAAUAUCUGACGGAGAAAGAGGAGGAAGAGGUGUCUCAGUGUUUCCGGAAGAGACGGUCCCGGAGAGGUCCCUAUAAAAAGAAGUCAUCACCAGACAGGAAGAGCGGGUCCUUAAAAACCAAGAACUCCCCAUCUAACCCGAGACAAGGCUCCUCAAGAGGCAGCCCAGAGCACUCCACCUCGGGCGGGACGAUGGACAAACCCUCCGGGAAACGCACGUGCAAAACGAAACACCUGGGAGGAAGCACGGACGAGGAGAUGAAGGGGAAGGGACGUCGGGGCUUGCAGUCCCCCAAAUCCUCGCUUGGGAAAUCUCCGCGGAAGGGCAGCGAACCCGGGACCCCGCACAGGUCUCGGCGUGGCGGCGCCCUGGGCUCCUGCGGCACUCCCAGCGGUCAGCACAUACCGCCAGAAGCCAGGAAGCUGAUUGUGAAUAAGAACGCCGGGGAGACGCUGCUACAGAGGGCGGCAAGGCUCGGGUAUAAGGAUGUGGUGCUGUACUGUCUGCAGCGAGAUCCAGGAGACAUCAACCACCGAGAUAACGCUGGAUACACCGCCCUGCACGAGGCUUGCGCGCGCGGCUGGACCGACAUCCUACAGGUCCUCCUGGAUAACGGGGCCAACGUGAACUGCAGCGCUCAGGACGGGACCCGGCCCAUACACGACGCAGUGGUCAACGACAACCUAGAAACGGUGUGGCUGCUUCUCUCCUACGGUGCCGAUCCCACGCUGGCCACCUACUCCGGACAGACGCCCAUGAGGCUGGCCAGCAGCGAUGUCAUGAGGACCUUCCUGAGCGAUUACCUCUCAGACCUGCGAGGACGCAGCGACGGCGACCCACGUGCAUCAUGGGACUUCUACAGUAGCUCCGUACUAGAUGCUAAAGAUGAAGUUUUCCACAACGUUCUCUUAGACCCGUCCGAGACGUCCAAGAAGGAGGAAGGGGAGAAGGACGAGGAAGACAACUUCCUGUUUGAGUUCUCGGAGAUACCGCUCAUCCCCUGCUACAACCUGCAGGUCUCCCUGACUAGCGGACCCGGUAACUGGUUCCUCAUCUCCGACAUCCUGAAGAAGCUGAAGCUGUCCUCCCGGAUAUUCCAGGCUCGCUACCCGCACUUUGAAAUCGCCAGCAUGCAGAAGAAGGAGUUUACCCGCCAGGCGUUCACCAGUCAGAUCCUCACGCCCUCCGAGGGGGUGGACCUCUGGCCUCAGGACAGUGGGGAGACUGUAGAGUUAAUCAGGUAUGAAGCGGAACUAAUCCGACUCUUGGGCUCUGCGGUGGAAUUCCAGGACGCCAGCAGCUGACGAGGGAGGAAAAGGUUCCGUGCGAGACCUUUGCAGCUGCUUUAUAGGCAAUAAAAACAAGAGGAGGAGGCCUUAGCAAUGCCAGCACCGGCGAGUGGAUGUCUCGGGUUUUAGCAU
Molecule: messenger RNA, 5348 nt
Organism: Nanorana parkeri
Lineage: Eukaryota; Metazoa; Chordata; Amphibia; Anura; Dicroglossidae
Gene: BCORL1
Product: BCL6 corepressor-like 1
Exons: 16
Coding region: 531-5231 (1566 amino acids)
Biological process (GO): negative regulation of transcription by RNA polymerase II
Cellular component (GO): nucleus
Molecular function (GO): protein binding; transcription corepressor activity
Source: RefSeq, a predicted model, not a curated record